Molecule: messenger RNA, 2170 nt
Organism: Melanotaenia boesemani (Boeseman's rainbowfish)
Lineage: Eukaryota; Metazoa; Chordata; Actinopteri; Atheriniformes; Melanotaeniidae
Gene: pwp1
Product: PWP1 homolog, endonuclein
Exons: 15
Coding region: 140-1624 (494 amino acids)
Biological process (GO): rRNA processing
Cellular component (GO): nucleus
Molecular function (GO): protein binding
Source: RefSeq, a predicted model, not a curated record
GACAUAGGACCCUUCGCUCGCAUGUACGCCAACAGUAUGCAUGCCAGUGGUGCAGCAGUUUGAAGAAAAAAGAAAAAUAAAAAGUUGUAAGUUUGCAGAUUUUAGUAUUAUUAAUCCAUAAACCAUACAGCUUUUCAGAAUGAGCUCCCAGAUCACGUGUGUUGGGUGGGUGAAACGUGGUGUUGCCAAGGAAACCCCGGACAAAGUUGAACUGAGCCAAGAGGAGCUCCAGCGCAUCAUUACUGAGGCAAAAGAAGAGUUGGGAGACUUGGCUGCAGAGGAUGAAGAAGAGGAUGAUGAGGGUUUGCCUUCUGAACAGAAUCCUAGUAAUGCAACAGCUGAUGCUGCUGAAGUUCCAAAGGAUGAGAGUGAUGAGGGAGUGGAGGAAGACGAAGAGCUAGCGGAGUAUGGCCUGGAUAGAUACGAUGAAGAGGAUACAGCCGCAACAAAUCUUGGUGACAGUCUUGCAGGCCUCACAGUGUUCAGCUCUAAUGAAGAGGACCCUUACAUCACCCUCAAAGAUACAGACCAAUAUGAGCGGGAAGACUUCCAAAUCAAACCCACUGACAACUUCAUCCUGGCAGGCAAAGCUGAGAAGGACUGCUGCAGUUUGGAGGUUUAUGUUUAUAACUCUGAGGAGGAAUCUCUUUAUGUUCAUCAUGAUAUUCUGCUCCCUGCUUAUCCACUGUGUGUGGAAUGGCUAAACUUUGACCCAAACCCUGAAGAAGGACCAGCCAAUUACGUCGCUGUGGGCAACAUGACUCCUCAGAUAGACAUUUGGGAUCUGGAUGUGGUGGAUUGUUUAGAGCCAGUCUUCUCCCUGGGAAGCAAAAAGGCCUCCAAGAAGAAGAAGAAGAGCAAGAAGGGUGCAGCAGCAGCAGAGCCUGUAGAGGGGCACACAGAUGCAGUGUUGGAUUUAUCCUGGAACAAGUUGGUCAGGAACGUGUUAGCCAGUGGAUCUGCAGAUAACACUGUCAUUUUGUGGGAUAUGUCUCAGUGCAAACCAGCCACAACUCUACACAGGCACACUGAUAAGGUCCAGACAUUAACAUUCCAUCCUUUUGAGGCACAGACUUUGAUAUCAGGAUCUUAUGACAAGACAGCUAUCCUUUAUGACUGCCGUAGUCCGGACAGCAGUCAUCGAACCUGGAGGUUCAGUGGCCAAGUGGAGCGUCUGGUUUGGAACCACUUUUCCCCCUGCAACUUCUUGGCCAGCACAGAGGACGGUUUUGUCUACUGCCUGGAUGCACGCUCAGAUAAACCAGUGUUCACCCUAAAGGCACACGAUGAAGAAGUGUCUGGCUUAGACCUCAGCAGUCAGAUUAAAGGGUGCCUCGUCACCUCGUCAGCCGACAAACAUGUUAAGAUUUGGGACAUUUUAGGCAACAAACCCAGUCUGGUGCACUCUCGAGAUAUGAAAAUGGGGGUGCUGUUUUGUGCUUCAUGCUGCCCUGAUCUGCCCUUCGUCUAUGCCUUUGGAGGUCAGAGGGAUGGCUUGCGGAUUUGGGAUAUAAGUGAUGUUGCAGCAGUGGCUGAGGUGUUCGGCAGUCGAGAGCGCUUGGUGCUAAAUACCGGAUCACAAGCACCCAGCUCUGCAGCCACAUCGGAUAUGGAAGUCUCCUAGUGAUGCUCUGUGAGCAGCAGCAGCUUUUAAACAUGAACUACAGUGGAAACUCCCUGCUGUGCCCUACUGUGUAAGACUGCUUCAUGGGAGAAGGACUGAACUUGAUAAGACUGCUAUAAAUGUCUUGUCAUGCUGGCCAACAUGUUUGAAAACAAGUCUGAAAAGACCUGAGGAACUUUAGCUGACAUAAAUAACAUGAACAUUGAAAACAAGUAAAGAAAAGGAAAAGAAAGCGUCACUAAUAUUAAUUUUUGUGAAUGAAUUUUCGACUCAAGUGGAAACAGACAUUCAGAUGUUUGUAUCAGUGCCUAAAAUUUUCAUUUACUUUAUUAUUUUCUGACCUGUAUUAUUUAGUCUUUCUUUGUGCAUUACAUAUAUAAAAUCUUAAUCAAAUUAUUAUGACAUGAUCAACAUUACUAGAAGCUGAUAUUUACCUGUGAUUCAUAUAAUAAGCAUGUCAUACAUUGGGAUUGAAAAUGAGAAGUCCUUAUUGAAGUCAAUUUUUUCUGGUGUUGAUACUUAAUAAAUAAAUUCUGUUUGAGCAUA